Molecule: messenger RNA, 3675 nt
Organism: Chanos chanos (milkfish)
Lineage: Eukaryota; Metazoa; Chordata; Actinopteri; Gonorynchiformes; Chanidae
Gene: ctnna1
Product: catenin (cadherin-associated protein), alpha 1
Exons: 18
Coding region: 298-3024 (908 amino acids)
Biological process (GO): cell migration; cell-cell adhesion
Cellular component (GO): catenin complex; actin cytoskeleton; adherens junction
Molecular function (GO): structural molecule activity; beta-catenin binding; cadherin binding
Source: RefSeq, a predicted model, not a curated record
UUACUCCAUAGAACCAAAGAAAGGGACCAUCGACAACACUUUCAAAGUGAAACUCCUCAAAAAGUUGUGGAUACACAGUUUAACUCUAUACUACACGUCUGGAGCAAGUCUCUGACGACAAGUAUCGUUAAACUUUCGAUUGAUCAAUUGUUCGUCUGUUUAGUACAGUCGAAAGGGAUUACAGAGUGUGUGGGAGAGACGGGAAAACUUUGAACCACAAAAUUCUUAGCUCCAUUCCUCCAUUUUGAAGCGUCCCUUUUUAUCAGUGGAAUUCCUUGUUUUUGAAAAUUUGCAAACAUGACUAGCAUUAAUACUGCCAACAUCAACUUCAAGUGGGACCCUAAGAGCCUUGAAAUCCGGACCCUUGCUGUGGAGAGAUUGCUGGAGCCCCUGGUCACUCAGGUGACCACCCUGGUGAACUCCAGCAACAAAGGCCCAUCCAACAAGAAAAAGGGCCGCUCCAAAAAAGCUCAUGUCCUCGCAGCCUCGGUGGAGACAGCCACCCAGAACUUUCUGGAGAAAGGAGAGAAGAUUGCGAAAGAGAGCCAGGUUCUCAAGGACGAGCUGACUGCAGCCGUGGAGGACGUCCGCAAGCAAGGAGAGUCCAUGAAGCUGGCCUCAGGAGAGUUUGCUGAGGAUCCGUGCUCUUCUGUGAAGAGGGGCAACAUGGUCCGCGCUGCUCGCGCCCUCCUCUCAGCUGUUACUCACCUGCUGGUGUUGGCAGAUAUGGCUGAUGUGUACAAACUCCUCCUGCAGCUCAAGCUGGUGGAGGAGAACCUUGUGAAGGUGCGCAAUGCUGGUACUGAGCAAGACUUGGGCAUUCAGUAUAAGGCUCUGAAGCCUGAAGUGGAUAAACUGAACUUGAUGGCAGCUAAGAGACAGCAGGAGCUGAAGGACGUCCACCAUAAAGACCAAAUGGCCGCUGCCCGAGGGGUCUUGCAGAGGAACAUUCCCAUGCUGUACACGGCCUCGCGUGCCUGCCUCCAGCACCCUGAUGUGGCUGCCUACAAGGCCAACCGUGACCUCAUCUACAAGCAGCUGCAGAACGCUGUCUCUGGCAUCUCCAAUGCUGCCCAGGCUACCAGCACUGAGGAGUCGGCCUUCAACCAGCCGGCCGGGGGCGGAGAGUUGGCCUAUGCCCUCAACAACUUUGAUAAACAAAUCAUUGUGGACCCACUGAAUUUCAGCGAGGAGCGAUUCCGUCCCUCCCUGGAGGAGCGCUUGGAGAGCAUCAUCAGCGGAGCUGCCCUCAUGGCCGAUUCCUCCUGCACGCGUGAUGACCGCCGUGAGCGCAUCGUGGCCGAGUGUAACUCCGUGCGUCAGGCGCUGCAGGAUCUGCUGUCAGAGUACAUGGGCAACGCUGGGCGCAAGGACAGGAGUGAUGCCCUCAACACAGCCAUUGACAGGAUGACUAAGAAGACCCGUGACCUGCGAAGACAGCUGAGGAAGGCUGUUAUGGACCAUGUGUCGGACUCCUUUUUGGAGACCAACGUUCCUCUGCUGGUCUUGAUUGAGGCUGCCAAGAAUGGUAAUGAAAAGGAAGUGAAGGAAUAUGCCCAAGUUUUCCGUGAACAUGCCAACAAGCUUAUUGAGGUUGCAAACCUGGCAUGUUCCAUCUCCAAUAACGAGGAGGGAGUGAAACUGGUCCGUAUGGCUGCUUCCCAGCUGGAGACCCUCUGCCCUCAGGUGAUUAAUGCAGCCCUGGCCCUAGCUGCCAAGCCAAACAGCAAGGUUGCCCAGGAUAACAUGGACCUGUUUAAGGAGCAGUGGGAGAAACAGGUGCGAGUGCUCACUGAUGCCGUAGAUGACAUCACGUCGAUUGAUGAUUUCCUCAGUGUGUCUGAAAACCACAUCCUGGAAGAUGUGAACAAGUGCGUCAUUGCCCUACAAGAGAAGGACGUCGACGGGCUCGACCGGACCGCCGGCGCUAUCCGAGGCAGGGCUGCUCGGGUGGUCCAUGUGGUCACCUCGGAGAUGGACAACUAUGAGCCAGGCGUGUACACAGAGAAGGUUCUGGAAGCCACCAAGCUUCUGACAGACACAGUGAUGCCGCGGUUCACGGAGCAAGUGGAGGCAGCCGUGGAGGCCCUGAGUGCCAACCCAUCCCUUCCCGUGGAUGAGAACGAGUUCAUCGACGCCUCCCGCCUGGUGUAUGAUGGCGUGCGUGACAUCAGGAAGGCUGUUCUCAUGAUCAGGCAGACUCCAGAGGAGCUGGAUGACUCGGACUUUGAAACUGAGGACUUUGAUGUGCGCAGCAGGACCAGCGUGCAGACUGAGGACGACCAGCUUAUCGCUGGACAUAGCGCUCGGGCUAUCAUGGCUCAGCUGCCCCAGGAACAGAAAGCCAAGAUUGCUGAGCAGGUGGCCAGCUUCCAAGAGGAGAAGAGCAAGCUGGAUGCCGAGGUGUCCAAAUGGGACGACAGCGGCAACGACAUCAUUGUACUGGCCAAGCAGAUGUGCAUGAUUAUGAUGGAGAUGACUGACUUCACCAGGGGUAAAGGGCCACUGAAAAACACCUCUGAUGUCAUCAGUGCCGCAAAGAAGAUUGCUGAAGCAGGCUCAAGAAUGGACAAGCUGGGUCGCGCCAUCGCUGAUCAGUGUCCUGAUUCGACAUGCAAGCAGGAUCUGCUGGCCUAUUUGCAGCGCAUCGCCCUGUACUGCCACCAGCUGAAUAUCUGCAGCAAAGUCAAGGCUGAGGUGCAGAAUCUGGGAGGGGAGCUCGUGGUGUCGGGGCUGGAUAGUGCCAUGUCCCUGAUCCAAGCCGCCAAGAACCUGAUGAAUGCUGUGGUUUCUACAGUGAAGGCGUCGUAUGUGGCCUCCACUAAGUACCAGAAGUCUCAAGGCAUGCAGAAUCUUAACAUGCCCGCCAUUUCCUGGAAGAUGAAGGCCCCUGAGAAGAAGCCUCUGGUGAAGCGCGAGAAGCAAGAUGAUGGCCAGACUAACAAAGUUAGGCGAUCCUCACACAAGAAACAUGUGAAUCCUGUGCAGGCCCUUAGUGAAUUCAAAGCCAUGGAUAGCAUUUAAACAGCUUUGAAACAGCAACAUUCGUGGAACGUGAUGUCUGUAGAUCUCUCCAGAAACGUAGAUUGAGCGUUACAGCAAGUCAGACAGGGGAAAGUAUUAUGCUGGAAUAUGCAUUCCACAACAUUAGCGUGUGAUCUGUCCUUUUUAUACACAGUAACUUUCCUGAGAUCAAAAAAAAGCGUAGUCAGAUUUUGUAUUUAUUCUCACAAAAGCAUUCAAAAAUGCCUGAUUUUUAUACAGAUAUUUCUUUGCAAGCUGGCAAGUAGAAAUAAGAAACUGGACCCAGGACUUUCUUGUCUGUCUGUCUUUUUUUUUUUUUACCUACACUUUAUUCAUCUCCAAAAAGUCAGUUAGAUUGCAUAUUUUAUGAAUUUUUGAUUGUAUUUUACAAUGGGAGGGCCCCUUUAAUGUUUCUGCUGGAGCCUGUGUUUAGAAUUGCCUUCUAGCCCUCUGUGUUUUGUAGUGUUGAUAUCAAACCUAUGCAAACUCUAAACUGCCUUUAUUUCAUGCAAUAAUUCCUGCACAGUUUGAUCCUUGAAGCUCUUGGUUUUUGUUUUGGAACCAGAGUAUUAGUCCUAAAUAAACUCUCUGCAUCUAAUAAACCUUUAUGUAUUUUUAACAGUUGAUCAUUAACACUAUCUUUGAAAUGAA